AUGAGAAGAGUGAAUGGAGAAAUUGAAAAAUUUCAGGGUUCUGAAGGCAAGAAGGAAGAUGAAGAAAAGAAAUACCUUGAUGUUAUUAGCAACAAAAACAUAAAGCUCUCAGAAAGAGUUCUGAUCCCUGUCAAACAGUAUCCAAAGUUCAAUUUUGUUGGGAAGUUGCUUGGACCAAGAGGAAACUCCUUGAAGAGGUUACAAGAGGAAACGGGCGCAAAAAUGUCCAUCCUGGGGAAAGGAUCCAUGAGGGAUAAAGCUAAGGAGGAAGAGCUAAGGAAAAGUGGAGAAGCCAAAUACGCGCACUUGAGUGAUGAGCUUCACGUAUUAAUUGAAGUGUUUGCUCCACCUGGGGAGGCGUAUUCUCGGAUGAGUCAUGCCUUGGAAGAAAUAAAAAAAUUCCUCGUUCCCGACUAUAACGAUGAAAUUCGCCAGGAGCAGCUGAGAGAACUGUCGUAUUUGAACGGUUCUGAAGAUUCAGCACGUGGACGAGGCAUUCGAGGAAGAGGGAUCCGUGUGCCACCUGCAGCUCCUUCAAGGGGACGCGGGGGUGCGAUUCCUCCACCCCCGCCUGGACGAGGUGCCCAAGCGCCCCGAGGAGCACCGGUCACCCGUGGAGCCCUCCCUGUCCCACCAGUGGCGAGAGGUGUGCCCACCCCUAGAGCAAGGGGUGCCCCAGCGGUCCCGGGCUACAGACCACCCCCACCACCUGCACACGAGGCCUAUGAAGAAUAUUUUGCAAUAAAAAUAUCUUGCCAUUUUGUAAAGACUUGUAAGCGCAUUCUAAAUCAUCUUGGUACCUUAUGGACUCAGAUGAUAAUUAAAACACUGUUGAUGCGCGAUGACCACUUCUUUUUGCUCCUCUCAGGGGACGCGGGGGUGCGAUUCCUCCACCCCCGCCUGGACGAGGUGCCCAAGCGCCCCGAGGAGCACCGGUCACCCGUGGAGCCCUCCCUGUCCCACCAGUGGCGAGAGGUGUGCCCACCCCUAGAGCAAGGGGUGCCCCAGCGGUCCCGGGCUACAGACCACCCCCACCACCUGCACACGAGGCCUAUGAAGAAUAUGGAUACGAUGAUGGAUAUGGGGGUGAAUAUGAUGAUCCAAGCUAUGAGGCAUAUGAUAACAGCUAUGCCACCCAAACACAAAGGUAAGAGUUUGUACUUUAAUGUUGCAAAGAACACUUUUGUCUCUUAG
This is a messenger RNA of Calidris pugnax (ruff), 1194 nucleotides long. It is a transcript of the gene KHDRBS2, whose product is annotated as KH domain containing, RNA binding, signal transduction associated 2. Gene Ontology annotation, molecular function: poly(A) binding; mRNA binding. Gene Ontology annotation, cellular component: nucleus. NCBI's taxonomy places the organism in Eukaryota, Metazoa, Chordata, Aves, Charadriiformes, Scolopacidae. Bases 1 to 1194 code for a protein of 397 amino acids. Gene Ontology annotation, biological process: regulation of alternative mRNA splicing, via spliceosome. The record is from RefSeq and is a predicted model, not a curated record. The transcript is spliced from 9 exons.